AUGGCCAUCUUUCUUUUUCUUCGCUUAGCUGCCUAUUCUGCUUCUGUCCUCCACCGAAUUGGCCACAACAAGCCGGCCGACUACAGACGACGCCUUUCAGCCGAGCUGCGUCAGUCCCUUUUCGAUGGCGGUAUUCUCUCUGCCGAGCCGGCAAACGGAGUUUCUCAGCCACCUCAUCUCAAUGAUUCUUCCUUGAGGUACGCAAGUCCCAAGCCCCUGAAUUCCAUAGAAGCUAUGCUUAACUCAGCUCAAUCCCCGCCCGGCCAUCCACUACAAGACGAAACAGGUUAG
Protopolystoma xenopodis is the source of this 291-nucleotide messenger RNA. NCBI's taxonomy places the organism in Eukaryota, Metazoa, Platyhelminthes, Monogenea, Polystomatidea, Polystomatidae. The record is from the annotation of a GenBank genome assembly.